This is a messenger RNA of Dioscorea cayenensis subsp. rotundata (Guinea yam), 1008 nucleotides long. RefSeq lists its product as uncharacterized. The transcript is spliced from 2 exons. Gene Ontology annotation, molecular function: protein dimerization activity. Bases 1 to 1008 code for a protein of 335 amino acids. Lineage: Eukaryota; Viridiplantae; Streptophyta; Magnoliopsida; Dioscoreales; Dioscoreaceae. The record is from RefSeq and is a predicted model, not a curated record.
AUGUCCUUCAAAAAUGUGCAUGAUGAUGGUGCUUCUAAUGACAAUAGAGGCAUAGCGGCAAGUUUGAUUGAAAAAAUGGAGAAUUAUCAAUUUGUGUUUGUGAUGUAUUUGAUGAGGCGUUUGUUGGGAAUAACAAAUGAGUUAUCACUUGCCUUACAACAAAAUGAUCAAAAUAUUGUUCAAGCAAUGCGUUUGAUUGAAGCUGUAAAGGUUCAGCUUCAAGACUUAAGGGAGACAGGAUGGGAGGCAUUUUUGGAGCAAGUUAGAUCUUUUUGUGAAGGAAACUCUAUCCCGGUGCCUAAUAUGGAGGAUCAUAUGCGAAUCCGUGGUCGUUCUAGACGGGAAGGGCAAGUCAUUACUCAUUUUCACCAUUACCGCGUUGAAAUUUUCUGCGAGGUCAUUGAUUUGAUUGCACAAGAAAUGCAAAACCGCUUCCCAGAAACUAGCACAGAGUUACUUCUUCUUCUGUCAUGCCUUGAUCCAAGGGACUCAUUCUCCAAAUUCAACAUCCAUAAGCUACUUCGUCUUGCAGAACUUUAUCCCGAAGAUUUCACAAUGACUGAACGCAUGAUGCUUGAGGAUCAACUUGCUACUUUUAUUUAUGAUGUGCGGCAUGAUCCAGAUUUUAUAAAUGUUGGGGACUUAGGAGGUUUUGCUAGGAAGAUGGUUGAGACAGGCAAACAUAUUAUUUUUCCACUAAUUUAUCGCCUUAUCGAGUUGGCAUUGGUUUUACCAGUUGCGACAGCUAGUGUUGAGAGGGUGUUUUCGGCGAUGAAUAUUGUGAAAACUGACUUACGUAAUAAAAUGGGAGACGAGUGGAUGAAUGAUAGCUUGGUUGUCUAUAUUGAGCGGGAGGUUUUUGCAACUAUAGACAAUGAAGCGAUUCUACAACGUUUUCAGAAAAUGCAAACUCGGCGGAUGCAGUUACCUCCUCUUAGUCUGACCCACAUGCCUCACAUUUCUAGCACUAACGCUGGCAUCGGUUCUAGUUCAAGCAUGCAUAAAUAG